CUAAAAUUCGAAUAAUCAAAACAUCUUACAUAUAUAUGCAUCGUGUCGAAUGUCGAGUAACGUCAAGGAUUGUCUAUAAUAGUAGAGUUGGUUCUUAUAUCUCGAAACAUUUUUCAUAUAUUUAUACACACAAACACAUUCAAUAAGAUAAAGUAUUUUAUCUCCAGUGUAACAAAGGAGUGUUUGAGAAACGAUUCAAGAUGGUGAAAAAGAAUGGACUUUGGAAGCUAACGCAGCUUCGAGCAUUAAUGAAAAAUGUUCAAACUGGUGAUAUUAGAAAAAAGGGCAUCCAGGCUUUAAUCGUUAAUGGAGAAGAUGCGCAUCAAUCAGAGUAUUCGACUGAGCGAGAUCAAAGACGACGAUUUAUCAGUGGAUUUCGCGGUUCUUAUGGUACAGUAGUUAUUAUGCAAGAUAAAGCAUUAUUGUGGACAGAUGGAAGAUAUUAUGCACAAGCUAUGUCAGAAUUAGAUCCAUUAGAAGAGUGGACCUUAAUGAAAGAAGGUUUAUUAGACACACCUACUAUUGCCGUAUGGUUGGCUUCAAAUUUACCUUCAAUGUCUAUAGUUGGAGCGGAUGCUAAUCUAAUAAGUUAUACAGAAUGGGCGCAAUUGCAAACCAGUCUAACUACUGCUGGUCAUUGUUUAAUUCCUCUUUCUGAAAAUUUAGUAGAUAAAGUAUGGGCUGAUGAACAACCAGCACCUACGGCCAAUAUAAUCUUACCUCAAUCAUUACGAUAUUCAGGUAAAAAAGCGGGAGAUAAAGUAAGAUUAUGUCGCGAAGCUAUGGAAGCAAACAAUGUGACAAUACUUGUAGUAACUGCAUUGGAUGGGAUUGCAUACUUAUUAAAUUGGAGAGGGUCUGAUAUACCUUUCAACCCUGUCUUCUUUGCGUAUGUUAUUCUCACUCUAAAAGAUGUACAUGUCUUUGUAGAUAGAAGUAGACUUAGCCAAGAAGCAUUAGAGCAAUUAAAAAACGAAGAUGUCGAUCCAAUUUUUCAUGCUUAUGCAGAUAUACAUGUCUAUAUGAAAGAGCUUGUAAAUUCAUGUACAGAUCAAGAUAAAAUUUGGAUUAGCAAUAAAUCCAGUUAUGCAUUACAUGCAGAUUGCGAAGAAAUUAAGAAACAUACAGACAUUACACCCAUUAGCAUUAUGAAAGCGAUAAAAAAUCCGAUUGAAAUAACAGGUAUGAAAGCAGCCCAUGUGAGAGAUUCUGUCGCUCUCGUUAAAUACUUCGCUUGGUUAGAAGACAAGAUCAAGAAUGCAAAAGAGCAUGUUACAGAAAUUUCAGGUGCGACGCAACUGGAAAAAUUCAGGCAGGAGCAAGAUCAUUUUAUUGGAUUAAGUUUUACGACUAUAUCAUCUAUUGGUCCUCACGGAGCGGUUAUUCAUUAUUCACCCACGGCAGAGACUGAUAUGCCUAUCACGGAUAAAGAACUUUAUCUUUGCGACUCUGGCGCACAAUAUCAAGAUGGUACGACAGAUGUAACGAGAACUCUACAUUUCGGCGAACCCACUAGUUUCGAACGUGAAUGUUUUACUAGAGUAUUUAAAGGACAAUGCCGUCUUUCGACAAUGAUAUUUCCUUUAAAAACAAAAGGGAAUUAUCUUGAUACAUUGGCACGUGAAAGCUUGUGGAACAUUGGCCUUGAUUAUCUUCAUGGUACUGGUCAUGGAGUAGGAUCCUAUCUUAAUGUUCAUGAAGAACCUAUCGGUAUUACAUGGAAGCCACAUCCAGAUGAUCCAGGUUUGCAACCUGGGAUGUUUUUAUCGAAUGAACCAGGAUAUUAUGAAGACGAAAAAUUUGGUAUUAGACUGGAAAACAUUGAAUUAGUUAUUUCUGCAAAGACACCUUACAAUUAUAAAAAUCGAGGUUUCCUUACUUUUGAAACUGUGACGCUUGUACCAAUUCAAACCAGUCUGCUUGAUAUAUCGAUGCUUACAGAUAAAGAGAUUGAAUAUUUAAAUAAUUAUCAUGCAAAAUGUUUGAAGAUUUUAAAACCUUUACUACAAGGAACAGAAAAUAUUCAGGCACUUGAAUGGCUGAAGAGACAAACUCUUCCUAUUUCUCGCUAAUUGUUCUACAAUGUCAAUUUAUAUUAAUAAUUUCUAUAAUAUGUUUUGAACUAUAUAAAAUCUUUUGAGAGAAUAUAACAAAUUUGAUUUAAA
Cataglyphis hispanica is the source of this 2165-nucleotide messenger RNA. RefSeq names its product xaa-Pro aminopeptidase ApepP-like. Gene Ontology annotation, molecular function: metalloaminopeptidase activity. Bases 201 to 2072 code for a protein of 623 amino acids. NCBI's taxonomy places the organism in Eukaryota, Metazoa, Arthropoda, Insecta, Hymenoptera, Formicidae. The transcript is spliced from 7 exons. The record is from RefSeq and is a predicted model, not a curated record.